AUGAAGGCUUUACGGAGGUCCAUCAAGGGGGAGAAGGAGAACAAGCCACAUAUCAGCAUUGCUCCAAAAUCAGCUGUCGCCAUUCAGCCUCCCAAGAAGGUGAUCCGAGCACUCUACGAUUAUGAAGCCUCAAAUCCUCAAGAGUUGAGCUUUUCCCGCGGUGAUUUCUUCCACGUUAUCGGGCGCGAGAACGACCAAGAUUGGUAUGAGGCCUGCAACCCCGCUCUUCCGGACGCCCGCGGCCUAGUGCCCGUUGCAUUCUUCCAAGCUCUUGGACGCACCGAGCGUGAUAGUGGCCAGUCCCAACCCGACACGGCCCGCUCAACAAACUCGACAAAAGGCCCGGAUAACGAUUCCGGCUACGGAGAUGCAUCCACCGUCGGCACGGCGACACCCGCCGCCAGCCAGCGGAGCUCCAAAAUCUCCGGAAAGUCUGGGGCUAUGGUGUAUGGUGUUGUCAUGUACGACUUCCAGGCGGAACGCGGGGACGAGCUGGAUGCCAAGGCGGGCGAAGCUAUCAUUGUGAUUGCCCAGUCCAACCCGGAGUGGUUUGUCGCAAAGCCGAUUGGGAGACUCGGUGGUCCCGGUCUGAUUCCCGUCUCUUUUGUCGAGAUCCGAGAUAUGGCGAGCAACACACCCGUGGCAAACCCUCAAGAGUCUGUUCGCAGGGCGGGCAUCCCCAAGGUGGAGGAGUGGAAGAAGAUGGCAGCCGACUACAAAAACUCCAGCAUCACGCUUGGCAAGUUUGAUGUUGGCGGCGCGCCAAUUGAGCAAGGCAUGGAGCGCAUGAGUCUCCAGCAGCAACCGAAUGGGCGAACGAGCCAAGUGCCGGCGGGUAACUAUCAGCAACCGCAGUCACCACCACAGCAACAGGCGCAAGUGCAAUCCCAACAAGCAUACAACGCGCAGCAACCAGUCCAGCAACCAGGCUACGGCGCCCGACAAAGCUCAGAAGUUGCCGCUCCGGUAUCCGCUCAGAUUCCCAGAUACUGUUUCGCCGAGGAAAAGUACUGGUUUGUGAUCGAGGCCGAGCUGGAGGAUGGACGGACUUGGGAGCUUUCCCGAUACUACGAAGAUUUCUACGAUUUUCAGAUUGCGCUCUUGACCGAGUUCCCCGUAGAGGCUGGUACGACCGGAAAGAAGCAGCGCACGUUACCGUACAUGCCCGGUCCCGUAAAUUACGUCACCGACGCCAUCACGGAAGGGAGACGCCACAACCUGGACGCCUACGUCAAGAGUUUGCUCGCACAGCCACCAUACAUUUCGAAAUGCGACCUGGUGAAGCAGUUCUUUGCGCCGCGGGAAGGAGACUAUGAGAUUGAUCCCACAGCGCAAGGAGAGGAAUACCGGUUGUCUGGCGGAUCCCAGCCAUCCUCGACAGACUCGCCAGCGGAUGGAGCAUCGCGGCAAUCAUCUCGCCAAAACCUCAACUCAAACGGUAAUGGGUACGCUGGCCUUUCCGCGCCGGCACGACAGAUGGGAGGUGGUCAGCCAGCACAACCCGGAGCCCAAAUGAAGGUCAAACUCAGCUACAACGGAGACAUCAUCGCCAUCAAGGUGCCGCAAGAUAUCAACUUCCGCUCCUUGUACGACAGAAUCACCGAAAGACUCAAGAUCCCAGGAGGAGAGAUGGUACAGCUGUCAUACAAGGACGAGGCCACGGGUGACAAGCCACCGCUGAUGAGCGACAAUGAUCUGGACAUUGCUCUGAGUCGAAACGAGAAGCUGCUGCUCUAUGUUGAAUAG
Podospora anserina S mat+ is the source of this 1746-nucleotide messenger RNA. RefSeq lists its product as uncharacterized. Gene Ontology annotation, molecular function: phosphatidylinositol binding; protein binding. NCBI's taxonomy places the organism in Eukaryota, Fungi, Ascomycota, Sordariomycetes, Sordariales, Podosporaceae. Bases 1 to 1746 code for a protein of 581 amino acids. Gene Ontology annotation, biological process: conjugation with cellular fusion. The record is from RefSeq and is a predicted model, not a curated record. The transcript has 5 exons. Gene Ontology annotation, cellular component: mating projection tip.